This is a messenger RNA of Zea mays, 1044 nucleotides long. RefSeq lists its product as uncharacterized. The coding region runs from base 44 to 667 and encodes 207 amino acids. Gene Ontology annotation, cellular component: nucleus. Gene Ontology annotation, molecular function: DNA-binding transcription factor activity; sequence-specific DNA binding. Gene Ontology annotation, biological process: regulation of circadian rhythm. The transcript has a single exon. The record is from RefSeq and is marked provisional. NCBI's taxonomy places the organism in Eukaryota, Viridiplantae, Streptophyta, Magnoliopsida, Poales, Poaceae.
ACCGCCUCCAUUCCUCUCUGCUCUGUUCUGCUCCACCACCCUGAUGACGACGAGGCCAGACGGCAGCGCCUCCACGCCCGCGGACAAGCAGCUCGUGGCGGCCUCCAACGGCAACGGCAACGGCAACCCGCUGGCCGUCCGCAAGGCGCCCUCCAAGGACCGGCACAGCAAGGUGGACGGGCGAGGCCGGCGCAUCCGCAUGCCCAUCAUCUGCGCCGCUCGCGUGUUCCAGCUCACGAGGGAGCUCGGGCACAAGUCCGACGGACAGACCAUCGAGUGGCUGCUCAGGCAGGCCGAGCCCUCCAUCAUCGCCGCCACCGGCACCGGCACCACGCCGGCCUCCUUCUCCACCUCGUCCCCGUCAUCGCUCCGCUCCUCCUCGUCCUCCACAGCCGGCGUCCACCCGCACGCCGCCCCGGCCCAGGGGUUCUGGGCGCUGCCGGCGCGGGCCGACUUCGGACAGCUCUGGAGCUUCGCGGCCGCGCCGGAGAUGAUGGUCGCCGCGGCUGCAGCAGCAGCGCCGGGCAUGGCCGGGGAGGCGUCCGCCGCCAGGGUCGGCAACUACCUCCCCGUCGCGCAGGGCAACCUCAACCUGCUGGCCUCCUUCUCCGGCGGGCCUGCUCCCACAGCGGCCGCCGGACGGGCCGAGGAGGAGACCGCCCGCUAAGGGUCGUCAAUUCCCAGUCUCUCUGUGUGUGGCUCAAUCCGGGAUAGACAGUGUCACUCUCACCCAACUCUCCAUUUCUUUUUUUGGGGUUCAGUUCAGAUCAGUGUUGGCCACCCGAAUUGGGUGGCCUUCCACUCCAUCCCAGUGAGCAAUCAAGCAAGGAGGAGCUGCAUCAGCUCUCCCUCCCGUCCUAUCUAUCUAUAUGAUUUUUUUUCUUUCUUUUUGAGCAUUGGAUUAGUGCUCUCAACUACCCACAAGUGUUUAUUAGUCAGCCAGCUCCUUCAGUGCUACUAGCAGCUCAGUUCAGUCCAUGGUAUGUGUCCGGAUUGUUUGCUGAUGUGCUUGUUGAUCAAUUAAUGGACAUAAUGGUUGCGAAA